UGGCAGAUUAAAAGCAAAGUCUUAAAUAGAGAGAACAACUCUAAAACUAACAAAAUAAAAAAAAAUAAAAUCAAAAUCAAAACGACACCCAACAGUAAUCUCUCUCCUCUCGUUUGGUUUCGAUAUCUGUUUCUUUUUAUUAUAUUUUACUAUUAUAUCUCGGAUUUCGGAAUAAGCCAGUUCCCUUUUGUAAAUCAAGAUCCGAAGAAACUGAACAGGUAUCAGCUGACUCAGGUUCUGUAUAUAGCUCUUAACACAAGGACAAUUGGUUAGUCUUGUUACACCCAUAGGAGAUAAGAAAAAUGGACUCACAUGACGAGAUAGGGUGCCAAACUCCUGAAGGUCCCAUUCUAUGCAUUAACAACUGUGGCUUCUUCGGAAGUGCUGCUACCAUGAAUAUGUGCUCCAAGUGCCACAAGGACAUGAUCCGGAAGCAGGAACAGGCCCAAUUUGCAGCAUCAUCCAUUGGGAAUAUUGUGAAUGGCAGCACCAGUGGGACUGAAAAGGAACCCAUUGUUGAUGGUAAUGUGGAUAUACAAGCUGGACUUGCGAAGACUAAUAUCUUCUCAAUAAAACCAUCCAGUGAUUUAUCCUUUGGACAGAAUAUGGAGAUGAAGCCAAAGGAGGUUCCUAACAGGUGUGCUUCUUGUCGAAAGCGGGUUGGUUUAACUGGGUUCAAUUGCAGGUGUGGGAAUCUCUUUUGUGCUGUUCACCGAUAUUCUGACAAGCAUGAAUGUCCUUUUGAUUAUCGAACAGCAGCUAGGGAAGCAAUUGCUAAAGCCAACCCUGUUGUCAAGUCAGAGAAGCUUGAUAAGAUCUAGGAGUCAUGAUCUGAACAUUUAAGUAAUGGGUUACAAUGCUCUCUUUCUAUGCAUGCGUCUCCACAUAAUUUGCUUCUUGUCUUGUUAGGUGUCCUUUAUUGCUAUAAAUUGUUUAGAUAAUGAUUUUUAGGACAUCAUUGCAGUUAUAUCUCGUUAAUUUGCAAGGAGCAUUCCGUUGUUGGCUACAGCGUGUAAGUUUCAAUUUGUGCUGGUUUGAUGGAUAUCUGUGUGGUUUCUUUAUAGUGGUGAUUUCUGGUUAGUAUGCAUUUCUUCAAGUGGUAAUUAAAUAUGGUCUUUGUAGCAA
Messenger RNA from Mangifera indica (mango), 1125 nucleotides. Its product is annotated as zinc finger A20 and AN1 domain-containing stress-associated protein 8-like. The transcript is spliced from 4 exons. Lineage: Eukaryota; Viridiplantae; Streptophyta; Magnoliopsida; Sapindales; Anacardiaceae. The coding region runs from base 303 to 821 and encodes 172 amino acids. The record is from RefSeq and is a predicted model, not a curated record. Gene Ontology annotation, molecular function: zinc ion binding; DNA binding.